AUGAUUUAACAAGAAAAUCAAAAAUAUAAAUUCUCCACCAAAGAUUACUUCAAUCCCAAUUCUUCAUUCAAAAAAUAUGUAAAGUAAGAUAUUAAGGUUGAAGAUGAACCAUAAGUGAAAAUAGAAGAUGUUUAUCGUUCAUAAUUAUCAACUGAAGAUUUUUAAGAAUCCUCUUAAAUCAAUAAUUUAAACAAGAAAGGGAAGAUUCAUAAGAACAAAGACACACAUUAAGCAUAUAAAUCAGAAACUAAAAAUAUUCCUAAAAAUUUUGGAGUAUUAUUGAAAAAAUAUUUAUGUAUUCUAUUUCACUCAUUUUCCUAAUUAUAGGUACUAAAAAUGUUGACAAUUAAGCUAUUAAGUCAUUCUUAAAAAAUGGAGAGAACAAAAAAAACUUUUCAAGACAAGAUUUCACUAAACUCUUUAGUGAUGAAACUGCAGCAGAAUUAUCAAGAAAUUACUUUUAAGGAUUUUAAAUAAUUCAUGAUCUAAUGAUAAGUGAAAAAAUAUAAGAUGUUAAAAAUCAUCUUAAAUAUAUAGGAAAAUUUUAUAAUUCUACUUACAAUAAAGAGGAACUCAAUGAAUUAAAAUUAUAAUGA
Molecule: messenger RNA, 596 nt
Organism: Paramecium primaurelia
Lineage: Eukaryota; Ciliophora; Oligohymenophorea; Peniculida; Parameciidae
Source: the annotation of a GenBank genome assembly